AUGCUCUCCCUCAUGCUGCCCCGAAAAUCCAUCAACAGACCCAAACCCCAAAAGCAGAAGCCGUCCGUCGACGAACAGCAGCCGAAGUCCCGACCAAAACCGCUCGCCAAACUGUUCAAAAAAUCAAGCAGCAGACGCGCAUCCUCGAUAUCGUCUUCGAACACCGAAGCAUCGCACCCGCAUACCACUCUAGACUCGCCGCCUCUCCCAGUAGAGGGCGUAUCGGUGUGGAACGCUGCUGGGCAGGAUAUCCGCACGCUACAACAGCGCAAUACGUCGACGUCGAAUCUAAGCUCGACGUCGACGCUACUUGAGCUUCCUGCUACACGACCUGCUCUUCCUCAUUCGCCGGUGAGACAGAGCGGGGAUUCGUAUGAGGCGUUCUUGUCUCAUGCGCAGGAUAUGGAGAGGAGGAGACAUGAACGAGAUUCUAUGAUGGCGCAGGCGUGGUUGAAGGCAGAGGAGAGGAGGAGGGCUAGUAGGAGCUGGCCUAGCGAUCCGUGGAGAGGUGGGUUCGGCCCGCCUGCUUCAGAUGCGAGGUAUGGAGGGGCGGGGGCUUUCAGCCCGAGAAGAGUUUCGAGUGGAGAGGAUGGGGUCAGAGGGUGGUUGGGGAGGAAUGGGUUGGUUGGUCGAUAG
Molecule: messenger RNA, 636 nt
Organism: Mollisia scopiformis
Lineage: Eukaryota; Fungi; Ascomycota; Leotiomycetes; Helotiales; Mollisiaceae
Exons: 1
Coding region: 1-636 (211 amino acids)
Source: RefSeq, a predicted model, not a curated record